Messenger RNA from Xenopus laevis (African clawed frog), 1817 nucleotides. It is a transcript of the gene abhd15.L, whose product is annotated as abhydrolase domain containing 15 L homeolog. Gene Ontology annotation, cellular component: extracellular region. NCBI's taxonomy places the organism in Eukaryota, Metazoa, Chordata, Amphibia, Anura, Pipidae. The transcript has 3 exons. The coding region runs from base 149 to 1480 and encodes 443 amino acids. Gene Ontology annotation, molecular function: short-chain carboxylesterase activity; hydrolase activity; monoacylglycerol lipase activity. The record is from RefSeq and is a predicted model, not a curated record.
CACCCACUUGUGGUAAACAGGGGAUUGGCAGGCUGACAAGAGAGUGUGGAGCAGAGCUUGAGCCUGCAUGCAGCUGCUCUCAUUUCCUCUCGUACCUGUAUAGUUCAGCAACCACUCCUCCCACUCUCUGUGCUCAGUUGCCACUGCAAUGCUAGCAUGGGCUGCCUACACAGGCGCCUUCUGUCUGCUGCUGCUCCUGUGGUCCUGUAAGAGGUGGCUGAGGGCAGGGCUCCGGGCCAGUGUAGAAGAAGUGGAAGCAGGAUACCAGUUCAUUUACAAACCUUCUGCUCUGGCCAAUUACCUGGUGCGGAGGUGCACAACUUUCCAUGGCUUUGGGAGAGCACUUUGGAUCUGGAAGACUUUCCCAACUCUACAGACUUUGGUUGGACUCCUAGGCCCUGUGGAUAAAGGGGUGCAGUUUGUCAGGGAGUACCUGCAGAUGAGCGAUGAAGGGCUGGUGGCCUUGGACUGGGCUGUCCAACCGGGGCAACCCCAAAGGAGGAGGCGAGCGUCCAGUUACUCCACUGUGCCCAUCCUGCUUGUCAUACCCAACUCAUUUGGCAAGAUCACUAGGAACACCAGCAAGAUGUGCCUCUUGGCCCUCACCCAUGGUUACCAGGCAGUCAUCUUUAACCGCCGCAGCCACAAUGGUUGUCCUCUCAGUACAGUCAAGUUGCAGCAGUUUGGUGACCCAAAUGACCUGAGGGAAGUUAUUCAAUACAUCCGUCACUGUCAACCCUCAUCUCGUCUGUUUGCAGCAGGAGAAGGUACUGGUUCUGGCCUUCUUUUGUCUUACCUUGGUGAAUGUGGCUCAUCCAGCUAUAUUGCAGCUGCUUGCUGCAUCUCUCCAGUGUUUCGCAUGCAGGACUGGUAUGAAGGUGGCUGCCCUUGGCUGUGGAAGGAGAUUCUACUCUUGUACCAGAAGAUGCAACUAAGCAGAUAUAUUUCAGCCUUAGGACAGACCAUUAAUACUGACAGACUGCUGGGGAGUAGGACUUUGAAAGAGCUAGAGGAGGUUGUGUUUUGUCAAAGCAAGGCUUUAAAUAGUUUGACCUGGGAUUCCUACUGGGAGAGAAAUGAUCCUCUGCGAGACAUUGAUGAAGUUGCUGUACCAGUCCUCUGCAUAUGUAGCCAAGAUGAUCCAGUCCGUGGGGGGCCACAAACAACUGUGCCUUUUGAGCUGUUUGAGACAAACCCGCACUUUUUUCUUCUACUGACUCGCCAUGGCGGCCACUGUGGAUUUAUUAAAGAAGAUCUUUCCAGCACAAUAUGGAGUCAUAGUGUCCUCUUAGAUUUCUUUAAGUCUACUGUAGACUUCUUUGCAGUAGAAGAAAGACUAAAAAGCCUCUCCAAGAGAAAGGGGACAAUUUCCAUCUCUGGCAACAGAACAGCUCACAGUGGAGUGCCCUGUAGAAGAGAACAAAGCUGUCCUCAUAACAUUCAUGAAAUAUACAAUUGGCAGAGAUCCUACACAAGAUGACAGAAUCUUUGGAUCUAGACCUUGAAAUAUUCUAGCUGUACAGGGCAUCACUAAUCUGUGACGCUACUUUAACACUCAGAAUUCUCAGUCAUUCGGUGCUAUGAGGCACAGUUUGGACACACUUGGUCUUUGAAAACUGACUGAACAUGAAAUAGGUGCAUUUCACAAUAGCUGCAAAAAAAAUGCAAUAUGUUUUUGUAUGAGAUGAGCAUCAACUGCACCAGUAAAUCUUACAGAAAACACAAUGUUAAGCUUUAAAGAGAGGCAUUGUGGCUUCUAUUAUUCCUGUGAAGAGUAGAAUUAUUAUAAUGAGAAAAAUAAAAAGCAUUUUCAUACA